GGAAGUAGCGUCGGCGCGGGAGCUGAGCGGAGUGGCCUUGCCACCGGAGGGGAAGGGCUGCUGGCGUUAGGCCUGGCUGGGUCGUGCGGCUGAGCGUGAGGCUAGAAAGAAAAAGCGAUCCUCCAAGAGUGAGAACGGGAGAUCUGCCGAGGAUAACAACCUCCCUUGUGGCCGAAGGGCGGGGGAUCCCCACACGAGGGCUCCGCUUCGAGAGACGGCGACAAAGGAAAGUUCGUAGCGCGUUCGGGAGGCCCGGCCACCUCUGAGAAGGGAGACGACGCUGCUGGGUCCGCUGAGCGGGGCGACCCGAGUCUUCUCAUUCACAGGUUAAGGCUACCUUUCCAGAUAAUCCAACAGCUAAAUCACCAGUUUCCAAGGGCAUUUGCAUCACCUAUGGAAAGCAUCGGAUCCUUAUACACCAGAUGUUCUUGACAGCUCAUCCCGUCAUUCCCCCCUGCACAAAAGUUGCUAUACCAGCGGACAAGCAAGACAACUACUGAGCUUCUUUUGAUUGUCAAGUAGAUAUAAUAUCACUGCCAGCAAAACAGCACAAAAAGUGUCUCUUCACAGUAUCACUACCAGUUGGGACUAUGCUAAAUAAAUCAGCUUGCCUAGAUGAGGACCCCUUCUAUUCUUGGGUAGCCAGGAUUUGAAGGAGAUACUCUGACCUGUGCCACUGGUAAGUGACUAAUACUUUUACACACUGAACUGGUCCUGGAAACUGAGAUGUCUUCUUUGUAAGUGAAGAAUAUACAACAUAAUCUUGAAGAACGGCACAGUGGUGUGGGCCACAAGCAUACUUUAUGUGUGUAACGGACUGAAAGACAAAUUAAUCUUGGUGACAGGAUUUUUCAUCUCUUAUUUCUAUUUGCCAGUGUUAGUCAGUGUUCUGCUGGCUUAGAUUAUUACCUUUUUCUGGUUCCUUACUCUGUUUUAUUCUGAUGGGUCCUAGAAAUCCCUCUCCUGACCACUUGUCAGAAUCAGAAAGUGAGGAAGAAGAAAAUAUUAGUUACCUAAAUGAGAGUUCUGGGGAAGAGUGGGAUUCCUCUGAAGAAGAGGACUCUAUGGUGCCCAACUUAUCGCCUCUUGAGAGUCUUGCCUGGCAGGUUAAGUGCCUUUUAAAAUAUUCCACAACUUGGAAACCUUUAAAUCCUAAUUCCUGGUUGUAUCAUGCUAAACUCUUGGAUCCAAGCACACCAGUCCAUAUACUUCGAGAGAUAGGUCUAAGACUCUCCCAUUGUUCCCAUUGUGUCCCCAAACUGGAACCAAUUCCUGAAUGGCCCCCUCUGGCCUCUUGUGGAGUCCCACCUUUUCAAAAGCCUCUUACAAGUCCCAGCCGGCUCUCUAGAGAUCAUGCCACUCUAAAUGGAGCACUGCAAUUUGCCACCAAACAGCUAAGCCGAACAUUGAGUAGAGCCACUCCCAUACCUGAAUACCUAAAACAGAUCCCUAAUUCAUGUGUUUCUGGGUGUUGCUGUGGCUGGCUGACUAAAACAGUUAAGGAAACAACUCGUACUGAACCCAUCAACACUACUUAUUCUUACACUGACUUCCAAAAGGCAGUUAACAAACUCCUAACUGCAUCACUGUAAAGAUCUACCAUUUGCUCUGAUAUCUCUGAUGUUGCUAAUUGAGAAAGUGGUACAAAGUUAGUCAUUACACAGCCCACUAAUGCCUUCUCAGUCAAACUCUCUUAUGCCCUGGCAAGCCAAUGAGGAUACCCUUUGACAAACCCUGUGGAAAAAAUGAUAAUAUCAAGGUCAGGCAUGGUGGCUCACACCUGUAAUCCCAGCACUUUGGGAGGCUGAGGCGGGUGGAUCUGCUGAAGUAAGAAGUUUGAGACCAGCCUUGCCAACACAGUGAAACCCCGUCUCUACUAAAAAUAAAAAAAUUAGCCGGGCGCAGCAGUGCACGCCUGUAAUCCCCGCUACUUGGGAGGCUGAAACAGGAGAAUCACUUGAACCCAGGAGACGGAGGUUGCGGUGAGUCGAGAUUGUGCCACUGUACUCCAGCCUGGGUGACAGAGCGAGACUCAGUCUCAAAAAAAAAAAAGGAGAAUUAGUUAAGGGGACCAUAUUACAAAAGAUAGUUGAAUAUUCUUCACACUCACUUCUCACCCUCCCCACCCCAAUUUACUCUGCCUUUCUGAAUGGCUUUAAUGAGAUAUCUGAUUAUUAAUGAAGAAAAGUAGACCGCCACCCCUUUUGUUAUCCAGACUUCAGAACAGCCAUUGUUAAAAGCAAGAAGUUAGCUACCCACAAUAAUACCUUUCUGAGCAUACUCUUCUCUAACAUGCAUUUCUAUGGAAGUAGUUGAAUUAAAUUGAGUAACUACACAAAGGAAAAUGGCAGGGCUAUGAAUUUCUUUCCCAGCUUUUAUAUAGAUGUGCCUACAUAUGACACUCUUUAGGGUUCCUUUUAUUUUUUCUUUAUUUUUUUUUUGAGGUAGUUGAAUUAAACUGGGUAACUACACAAAGGAAAAUGGCAGGGAUAUGAAUUUCUUUCCCAGCUUUUAUAUAGAUGUGCCUGCAUAUGACACUCUUUAGAGUUCCUUUCAUUUUUUCUUUUUUUUGGAAGGGGGCAGGGAGGCAGGAGGAGUGCAGUUUUAAGCCUAGCCUAUACUACUACAAACUUAUUAUGGUACUUAAAAUUACAGCAUGAACGUUCUAUAUCAGAGUCUCCCACCAGGCUGUCUCUGGCUAAAUCAGCCUAUAAGAUCAUCCCUUGGGAUUAAACAAACACCUGUUCUGUAGGGAAUGUGUUUCCUGAAUCUUGGUACUCAGACUUUUGUCAAGAGUAAAUAACAUUUCAAAAGAUGAAUGGAAAAAUGAUUAAGAGAGCAUUUCUGUUUCAGUAUUAACUGCUAAUGGAUUAAAAUUUUAAUCUGUAUAGCAUUUCCUGGUGUAAAAGUUCAAGUACUUUCCACAUCCGUUGCAAACUUUUCAGGAACCCUUCUAAUUUUCUUUUCUUUUUUUUUUUUUUUUUUGAGAUGGAGUCUUGCUCUGUCGCCCAGGCUGGAGUGCAGUGGCACGAUCUCAGCUCACUGCAAGCUCUGCCUCCCGGGUUCGUGCCAUUCUCCUGCCUCUGCCUCCCGAGUAGCUGGGACUACAGGUGUCCACCACCACGCCCGGCUAAUUUUUUGUAUUUUUAGUAGAGACGGGGUUUCACCGUGUUAACCAGGAUGGUCUUGAUCUCCUGACCUCAUGAUCCACCUGCCUCGGCCUCCCAAAGUGCUGGGAUUGAACCCUUCUAAUUUUAAAGAACCUUCUUAUUAGAAAAUCUCAGCCUAAUACAAUCUGAAGUUAAGAGUUUUAGCAGCAUUGUUUUUCUAAGUAGAUUUAGCUAUAGAUUUUCUUCUGGCCAAACAAGGAAGAGUAUAUGCCCUUGUAAAUGAGUCUUGUUUUGUUUAUUUAAAUAAUCAGUCAAAACAUAGAAAUCAGUAUACGUAAAAUAAAAUGCAUGAGACUAUUAAAUCUUUUCAUGUACUCUACAAAUAAAAUGAAAUCUGUGUGGGGUCCUGGUUGACUGGGCAUCUAAAGGGAAUCAGAAAAGAGAUUGUGAAAAGUAUAUAUAUAUAUAUAUAUAUAUAUAUAUAUCCUCUUCCUUAUUUUAGUUUUGCUUUUUCCUAUUUUCCAUAAUUAAGUGCUGUUUACAAAGUGGCAUCAAAAAAUUGAAGCAGGAGGCCAGGCACGGUGGCUCAUGCCUGUAAUCCCAACAGUUUGGGAGGCUGAGGCAGGUGGAUCACUUGAGAUCAGGAGUUCGUGACCAGCCUGGCCAACAUGGUGAAAGCCCAUCUCUACUAAAAAUAUAAAAAUUAGCCGGGCGUGGUGGCGUGUGCCUGUAAUCGCAGCUACUUGGGAGGCUGAGACAGGAGAAUUGCUUGAACCUCGGAGGUGGAGGUUGCAAUGAGCUGAGAUCGCGCCACUGCACUCCAGCCUGGGCAACAGUGAGACACCAUCUCAAAAAAAAAAAAAGGAGGUUAGGAAUCACAAAUUGUGUAAAUAUAUAGCAACUUUAAGAAGAGAGAAGAAUGCUUAUAACCUAGUGAAUAUUUCUGCCGAGCCUUAGUUGUCUUGUCUAAAGGAAAAAAGAGGGAAUUGUAGAAUAAAAGUAUUUGUUAGUGGAAAUUAUUGACCUGAAACCAUAUCAUAUUGUUAGUGUAACUGAAUGUAUCAGAAAUUGUUCCUAUGUAGGUAUUCUGUGAAACUGGUUUCUAAAAUGUUACAGGAAACUGUUUCCUUUUUGUUUGUUUGUUUGUUUAAGUGGAGGUGGGAGGAGGUAGGGAAGAGGUCUGAAUAUUAAAAUAUGUUGAUGUUUAUGUGUUCAUAAUACGUUCCUUUUUCUCUCUGUGUGUGUAUAAAAGUGCCUUGCUCAUGAAUGCAUUUUUGCUAUUCACUUCGAAAGGAAGCCUUUCCCCAGCUUGGCAGCUGAAUAAACCAAUAGCUUUGUACAUGCUGAA
Molecule: messenger RNA, 4458 nt
Organism: Pan troglodytes (chimpanzee)
Lineage: Eukaryota; Metazoa; Chordata; Mammalia; Primates; Hominidae
Gene: DCAF16
Product: DDB1 and CUL4 associated factor 16
Exons: 2
Coding region: 942-1592 (216 amino acids)
Cellular component (GO): Cul4-RING E3 ubiquitin ligase complex
Source: RefSeq, a predicted model, not a curated record